UUUCACCAAAAAGCUGUGAAGCUGUGAGUCUCCUGUGAUGGAGGAGAGAGAAGAAGACAGAGACGGAGGAGAAGGAGGAGGAGGAGGAGGAGGAGGAGGAGGUGGUGGAUACCCCCGGGAGGCGAAGCGUCUCCGGACAGAAGAGGAGACCAGCGUGAAAGAGCUGGAGGACGGUGAGGAGGAGGAGGACUCCACUGGGGAGGACGCAGCGGGCAGCGGAGGUAGAGACAACAGGAGGAAGAGGAGGACCGAGAGGAAGGACAGUGUGGGGGACGGACACCGCAUCCCCCCGUCCCCAGUGGUCCACGUCAGGGGACUGUGUGAUGCGGUGGUGGAGGCCGACCUGGUGGAGGCUCUGGACAAGUUUGGCCACAUCUGCUACGUGAUGAUGAUGCCGUUUAAGCGUCAGGCGCUGGUGGAGUUCGACAGCGUGGAAAACGCAGAGCGCUGUGUCUCCUGUGGAAACCGCCAGGCUGUCUACAUCGCAGAGCAGCAGGCUUUCUUCAACUUCUCCACCAGCCAGAGAAUCACCAGACCCACCAACACAGAUGACCCCACCAGCGGCAACAAGGUCCUGCUGCUGUCCAUCCAGAACCCUCUGUACCCCAUCACCACCGAUGUAUUGUACACUGUGUGUAACCCCGUCGGUAACGUCCUUCGAAUCGUCAUCUUCAAACGGAACGGCAUCCAGGCCAUGGUGGAGUUUGAGUCGGUGGAGGACGCUCAGAAGGCCAAACUGGCUCUGAACGGAGCCGACAUCUACGCCGGCUGCUGCACGCUCAAGAUCGAAUACGCUCGGCCCAACAGACUGAACGUCAUCCGCAACGACAACAACAGCUGGGAUUACACCAAACCCUUCCUCUUGCACCGAGAGCGAGGCAGAGGGAGACAGCGCCAGGCCAUCCUAGGAGAACAUCCAUCCAACAACUACGGCCCACACUGCCCCCUGCUGCCUCUACCGUCUAACAGCAGAUACAGGAGGAGCAGUGAGGAGGUGCAGGACAUGGUAGCUUACCCUCUGCUCCACCAUAAGACCACCUCCUGCUCCUCCGCCUCUUCUCCGUCCUCCUUCCUGGGCCACGCCGUCUCCAGCUCUGUUGCCAUGGUGAGCGGCCUCCAUCCCACCAGGAUGAACUGCAGCCGCAUCUUCAACCUCUUCUGUCUCUAUGGUAACGUGGAGAAGGUGAAGUUCAUGAAGAGUGUUCCUGGUACAGCGCUGGUGGAGAUGGGUGAUGAGUACGCCGUGGACAGAGCCGUGACGCACCUCAACACCAUCAAGGUCUUUGGCAAGAAACUCAACGUCUGUGUGUCCAAGCAGCAGGCCGUGAUUCCCAGCCAGGUGUUUGAAUUGGCCGAUGGCAGCAGCAGCUACCAGGACUUCAGUCUGACCAGAAACAACCGCUUCAGCAGUUCCCAGACCAGCAGGAACAUCAUCCAGCCCCCCGCCGCCGUGCUGCACUUCUACAACGCCCCCCCGACCCUCAGCCAGCACCAGCUGCACAAGCUUUGUACCGAACACGACGUUCCCACUUUCACCAAGUUCAAGGUUUUCGAUGCCAAACCCUCCUCAAAGACUCUGUCGGGUCUGAUGGAGUUUGACAGUAAACCUGAAGCUGUCGACACUUUGACCGUCCUCAACCACAACCAGAUCAGAAUACCCAACAGCUCCAACCCCUACACCCUGAAGCUCUGCUUCUCCACCUCCUCCCACCUGUGACCUCACACCAGAGACGACGGGAGACUUUAGUUUCUUACAGCCCGGGGGACGGAUGGAUUCAUGACGACGAUGAGAAACAUCUUAAUGAACUUAUUUAACAAGUUCAUUGUUUAAUUCUGAAAUAUUAAAAUGAAUCUGAUGGGGAAGAAGAGCAGAACCAAAGGGGAAAUAUUUUAAAUUCAUACAGGACAGAGUGAGAAAUGACAAACCUGUUGUAUUUACUGUGGAAUUAAAGAAGAAAAGAAUAAACGAUUAAACUCCACCUUAAGAUUCUCACUGAAACAUUUAAUAUGGGCGACGUCUGAGCUUUAUCACACAACAUGUGACAGAUAUUAGUUGAAGACUUAACUCAGUCCAGAUCAAAUGUGGAACCUCAGUUUGGUUCAAACACAUUUGAUUUAACUUUCAGAUUUGUCCUGAUUGAUUUAUUUACUACGAACAUCCAAAUGCCUGGAAGUAUAUGAAUGAAUGAAUGAAUGAAUGAAUGAGGCACUAGAAUCACAUAUGAUGAUAUGAUAAAUAUUAAUAUUUUAUGUGAAUUAUCUGGAGGGAUGUGAUGUCAGAGUGAUGUCAGCGUGAUGUCACAGUGAUGUGACUGUGACCGGACAGAAACCUGUUCAAACCGUUUUCAUCUGACAGGUGAAAUGAAAAAGUCCAUAACUAAGAACAAAGCUUUUCUAAAUCAUCUCUUAUUCUUUAUUUGGUUUAUUUCUAAACCUUAGUUUGGUUUCACAUAUUUUAUUUUAAAAUGCAGAAGUUGGUGAUACUAGUAUCAUUCGUCUGAUUAAUGGAUCUUUACGUUUGUCUUUACUGGACUUUUCCUUUUAGGAAACGAUUAGAUGAAGAGUGAUGGUUAAACACUGGUUCACAGAUGAACGUCGUUUGUUUGUUUGCUUGUUUUUAGUUUUUUUUAUCAGAGAAGAUGCAACUGGACAGAAAAGCACAAAAUGGCCGCCGCUGGAGCCAUGUUUACGGGAUGAAUUCACCUGUGACGUUUUUCAGUAGCAAUAAAUUCUUUGUGUUUGGGUCGUAGCUGAUUGUCACGUGGUCUUAGAAAAUCAAAACGCUUCAUUUCAAAUGUAUAAAAGAGCAAUAAGUAAAGAAAUAAUAAAAACAGAGACAGGGUUUGGAUGUGGACUCGAACUUUCUGUCACGUCAAGAACCACAAACCACAGACAAAACAAUAAAGAGAUGAAGUGAGAUGUGCA
Molecule: messenger RNA, 2925 nt
Organism: Mugil cephalus (flathead mullet)
Lineage: Eukaryota; Metazoa; Chordata; Actinopteri; Mugiliformes; Mugilidae
Product: heterogeneous nuclear ribonucleoprotein L-like
Exons: 13
Coding region: 38-1717 (559 amino acids)
Biological process (GO): regulation of RNA splicing; mRNA processing
Cellular component (GO): nucleus
Molecular function (GO): mRNA binding
Source: RefSeq, a predicted model, not a curated record